Molecule: messenger RNA, 1518 nt
Organism: Heterostelium album PN500
Lineage: Eukaryota; Evosea; Eumycetozoa; Acytosteliales; Acytosteliaceae
Product: S10 family peptidase
Exons: 3
Coding region: 1-1518 (505 amino acids)
Biological process (GO): proteolysis
Molecular function (GO): serine-type carboxypeptidase activity
Source: RefSeq, a predicted model, not a curated record
AUGUAUAGAUCCAAUUUAUUUAUUUUAUCUGUAUUUUUGGUUGUAUCUGUAUCAUUAAUCAAUGCCUCGAGCAAUGGUGAUGUGAAAGUUUCACCAUUCUUCAAGAAACACAAUGGUUUCGCAAAGAUCCCAGAAGGUGUUUUCUUAGAAACAAUGGAAGAUGCAGGUGAAGCUGUAUACUUGAAUGAAUAUUUAGAUAAUCCAGAGGUUGGUAGAAGAAAAUCAUGUGUAGAUAUUAAUAAAUUAGUUGAUGGUACUCCAUUCGGAGAUUGUUCAAUGUUGGACAAUCCAAAUGACCCACUCACCCAAGUUACUCCAUUCACUUAUUCCGGUUUCUUCCAAGUCAACGAAACCUACGAUCAAAACUUGUUCUACUGGUUCUUUGAAUCUCAAGACGGUAACAAAGAUGCUCCAGUUGUUCUUUGGCUUCAAGGUGGUCCAGGUGGAUCUUCAUUAUUUGGUUUGUUUGUUGAGAAUGGUCCAUACGCUAUUCUCGAGAACUUGACUAUGGUACCAAGAAAUGUUACAUGGAAUGAACACUUCUCGAUGCUCUACGUCGAUAAUCCAGUUGGAACUGGUUUCAGUUACACCAAUUCAAUGGCCGGUUACUCUUCGAAUCAAGAUCAAAUCGCUGCCAAUCUCCACAGUCUUUUGGUGCAAUUCUUUGGUGUUUUCCCACAGUAUGCCAACAACGAUUUCUACGUCGCUGGUGAAUCAUACGCCGGUAAAUACGUUCCAGCACUCGGAUACUACAUCAUCCAACAAAACAAGCUCAACCCAAGCAACUUUAUCAACUUGGCAGGUAUUGCCGUCGGAGAUGGUCUCUGCGAUCCAGUCACUCAAGUCACCCAAUACGCCAACUUGGCAUUCUACAUGGGUCUUGCCGAUCUCGGUCAACAAAACACCAUGUCCAUCUACCAAGACAAGAUCAUCCAAGCCAUCUUGUCGGAGCAAUGGAUGGAGGCCAACGAUUUGUUCACCGACCUCAUCAACGGUCCACCCGAUUACUUCCAGAACAUCACCGGUGAGCCAGACUACUACGACAUCCGUAAGACCGUUGAGCCAACCUACGGUGGAAACUUUGAGGCAUUUGUAAACUCAUCGAUGGUCAGAAACUUGUUGCACGUAGGUAACAACUACUUCCAAGACAACAACAACGUCUACUUGGCAUUGCAAGCCGACAUUCCAAAGUCUAUCAAGCCAUUGAUCCCAACCAUCAUUGAGAACGUCAAGGUACUCUUCUACAACGGUCAAUUCGACUUUAUCGUUGGAGCAUCACUCACCGAGACAUUCAUGCGUACCAUCCCAUGGGAGGGUAUCCCACCAUUCGUCGGUGCCGAGCGUACCAUCUGGAAGAUUCCAUCUGAUCAAGUCAACGUCGCCGGUUACGUACGUCAAUAUCUCAGUCUAACUCAAGUCGUUGUUAGAGGUGCCGGUCAUAUUUUGCCAUACGAUCAACCAGAGAGAGCUUACGAUAUGAUCACAAGAUUCGUCAACAAUGUUCCAUUUACCAAUUAA